AUGAAAGUAAAUACCCGUUCGCCCUCUGCCCCUCCUGCCGCCUCUCUUCCCUCCGUACCCACGCCUGGCGCAGCUGUGGCAAGCGGGAAGGCGGAGGCGGAGGCAGCGGCGGAAGCGGAAGCGGGAGCGGGAGCGGGAGCAGAAACGGGAGCGGGAGCGGGAGCGGGAGCGGGAGCGGGAGCGGGAGCGGGAGCGGGAGCGGGAGCAGAAGCGGGAGCGGAAGCCGUAGCAGCGGCGGCGGCGGCGGCAGCGAGAUCAGGGCAGUUGCGCGGCGUGGGAGGGGGGAGCCAGAAGAGUGACCGGGCGGAGGGAGGAGGAGGGGGGGGCGGGGACAGCGGGGGAGGCAGGUCGAGUGGGGGAAUUGGCGGAUGGCGGGGUAGGCGAGCGGGACGAAGGCAUGUGCUCGACACGCGCGAGAAGACCGGUCAGAAGAAGGCCCACUGCUGGGCCCUCGAUCAACUGUGA
This is a messenger RNA of Closterium sp. Naga37s-1, 465 nucleotides long. The record is from the annotation of a GenBank genome assembly. NCBI's taxonomy places the organism in Eukaryota, Viridiplantae, Streptophyta, Zygnematophyceae, Desmidiales, Closteriaceae.